Messenger RNA from Carassius auratus (goldfish), 2321 nucleotides. RefSeq lists its product as uncharacterized. The transcript has 3 exons. Lineage: Eukaryota; Metazoa; Chordata; Actinopteri; Cypriniformes; Cyprinidae. The record is from RefSeq and is a predicted model, not a curated record. The coding region runs from base 393 to 1031 and encodes 212 amino acids.
AAGUUUGUGAGGUUUGUCCAUCAAUUCAAAAUACCUUCGACUGGGUGAAGUGCAAAGACCGUAUUGAAUAUCUCAAACGACGUUACCGCGAAUGUGUGAAGCAUAACAAGAAGACGGGGUCGGAUCCACAACGCUGCCCAUUCUUUGAGGAACUGGACUCUGUUCUUGGUUAGUUGCUACUUUUAAGAGUAUUCAUUUUCUAUUGAAAAAUAAUUAACAGCGUACAAAAUACUUAAACUUGUGGCUAAUAAGCAUUCAUAUGAAAAAAAGACAAAUAAUAAAAUGCAGUGAAUAAGCUAGUAAUAGAGACAAGAAUUCUGUUUACGAUUUAGUAAUUUAACCAGUACUGUCGAUAUUGAGUAGAUAUUUCUGUUUCGUUAGCUUGUCGUCCUAUGACUAACCCCGGAGAUGGACACAUGGAUGUGUCAAGUUCAGAGGAAGGUGAAAAUUCUGGUACCAGUUCACACUCAUCGAGUAUAGUAGAGCCAUCAGGAGACCAAGCAGCUGCAAUGACAGCAUCUGAUAAUGACAGUGGUCCAAGGUCAGAGCUGACCUCCAAUCCCAGCCAAAAUUCGAUCAUUACAAGGUGUAAACGCAAAGGCAAAAAAACUCAAAUCAUGGAAGCCAUGGAGAGAGGGAUAAACAUGUUAAUACAACAUGACAAAGAAACAACAGCAGCAGAGGUUGAACAGCGUCUUGACAAGGAGCACAUGGCCUGGGAGAGACAGUUCCAGCAGGCCAGACUGGAUCUGGAAAGAGCACGUCUUGAAUUUGAGAUGAAGCGUCAGGAAGCUGAAGACAGGCGUGCUCAAGAUACCCAGCAAUUCAUGGUUCAAAUUCUGCAAGUGCUUAGACCUGCAAUGCCACAGUAUGGACCCUCAACUUCAUUUGCACAAUAUCAACAUCCAGCUCAGCACUAUUAUCCAUCUGAUCCAUUUGCUUUUCCACCUGGUGAAGCCUCACACCAAAAUCUGUCAACAUCAGUUGUCCAAGAUCAACGUUCCCUGUCUGACCAAAGAAAUGACCACUAGAUGUUCUGGGCAUUGUUUUUUUGCAAACAUUGUGCAGUUGCACUUGUUUGUACAAGUUAAAAGAACUGUUUAAGGAUCAAAAUUGUUGUGAAAAUAUAGGACAUGUUUUUUUGCACUAUAUUACGUUUACAUUUUUUCACUUUAAUGCCUAAUGGUGAAACUUGAAUGUGAAAGUCCAGUUUACGUUAAAAGUAAAGAGACAAAUGUUGCAUACAUGUCAUAACUUUUAUUAGACAUAUAGAUUGUAACUUUUUUUGGUUCGUACAAACAGUUGUGUUGAUCUUACAGAAGAACCAGUUACAAAGGUGCUUGAAAUGAAAAAAAUAAAUAAAAUAAAACUACAAAAAUAUUAAGCGAAUAUAUUUAAUCACAUUGCACACAUCAACAAUCACUGAUUUUCAGAAAUGUACCAUACUUAAUACUUCACGGAUUUGCUCUGCAGUAGAACUGGCCAGGUCAAGCGGCUCGGGUGUAACAAGGGUACCUUCAUCAUCUGCAUGUUCCUGCUCUGUGUCUUCCUCCUCAGGCAUCUCUGCUCUGCUCUGCUCCUGUGGGAAAUCCAGCUUCCAAGACUCACAAAAGUUGUGCAGCACAAUGCAAGCUGCAACAACAAACUUAAUGUUUGUAGUUUGACUAUCAGUGCGCUUCAUUAGGCAGCGCCAUCUGCCCUUUAGACGGCCAAAAGCAUGUUCCACAUGAAUUCUUGCCCUACUCAGACAUGCAUUGAAUUGCAGUUGGGGCCCUCUUGCAACUCCUUCUGGGAACGGUUUCAUGACAUUACGAGAGAGACUAUAAGCAGAGUCAGCCACAAUCAGCACAGGAAUGUCAACACCUUGUAUUGUCUUGGUGAGUGGUGGAAAGCAGGUGCCAUUUUCCAGCUUUGCAUGUAGUUUUGAGUUUUGAAAAACAAAAGAGUCGUGGCACUUCCCUGGCCAGCCAACUUAAAAAUCUUGAAACAUGUACUGGUGGUCAACCAAGCCCUGUAGUAUCACGCUGUACCACCCCUUUCUGUUGUAGUAAUCAGUGUGAAAGCUGGAGGGUGCUAGGAUGGGAAUGUGUGUUCCAUCCAGGGCCCCAGCACACAUGGGAAACCCUGACUUCUCUUGAAAUCCUUUGAUUAUGGUUUUCACGUCUUCUUCACUUUUUGGCAUUCCAAUAAACUUCCUUUUCAGUUGGCAGAGACCCUUACAAACCUCCCAAAAUACAUCACAGGCAGUGCUCACCCCAAUUCCAAAGAGGUUUGCAACAUCAUGGAAUUCAGUGUUACUUGCUAACUUGUAAAGUGUCAGA